AUGAUCGUGGAUUUGGUGAGUGCCGCUCGUCAAGCAGACUGGGAUCGCGCUCGUGAACUCCUCUACCAUCAUUGGGGUUCAGAAUGCCCAAAGCUUUACGCACCCAAUCCGGAACAUCCUUGGGAAGUUGCUCAAGAUGAUAAAGAUAUCAAUUCAGCUCUGUUCGUACCGUUGGCUGGUGCUUUUUGUGCCGACUCUUCGGUGACGGACUCUUCCCUCCGACCUUUGAUCGAACAAGCUGGUCUCUCGUCUGAAAGACGUCGGCCAGGUCAAAUAUGUGGUCAUGUCUUUAAGAGUGGCGAACUCACAUACAGUUGCAAAGACUGCGCAACAGAUGCUACAUGUGUCAUGUGCCACGAAUGCUUUCACUUAUCAGAACACAAAGCACAUAAGUACAAGAUGCAUACAUCCACGGGUGCAGGUUAUUGCGACUGUGGUGACAAAGAUGCAUGGAGGAGUGGUUACGCCUGCAAGUUACAUGAAAAGAACGAGAGCGACACUGUCCCAUUUUCACUGCCAGAGUCUCUCGAGAUGAGACUCCGUGGGCUGGCAUGCCUUAUUCUUCAAUAUUCUACGAAAUUGAUAUGCUGGGAAAAGGCUGAUGUUUUGCCAAUAAAUCUCACUGGAUGCUGUUAUAAAAACUAUUGCAGCGUCCCCAUGGAAAAACCAGAGGUUCCAAGUAUCGCCCCUUAUGUUACCGUCUUGUACAACGACGAAACGCAUACGUACGAGACCGUCAUUCGGGCGUUGGAAAUGUUCAUAAAUUGUACAAAGGAUCAAGCAAUGCUAAUCGCUACAAUAGUUGACCGCGAAGGUCGAAGUUCGGUCAAGGUUGGGCCAAAACCAGACUGCGAACGAGUCAAAUCCGAUAUACAGCGUCGCACUCUUCGUGACGUUAACAGGCGGACAGAAAAGGCAGGUCCUCUUGACGUGAAAGUAAUGGACGGCGCAUUAGUAGCUCAUCAAAACCAUGCCAUUGCGUUGCUUGCUUGGCUGAACUCGCAAAUUGACUCUUUUCCAAUCCUUGGCUCCAUUGUGGGUGAUAUUCUGUUGAACACAAUGGUAGAACGGGACGAUGAUGAACUUGAAGCUCAGGAAACAAUACUCGUUCGACUACUGCGGUUUGACAAGAAAAUGUGGAAAUCUGCGCGAGCUAAUACUCACCAAAUGUUGAUGAAGACCGUACUCAUGAAUUUCGAGCAGAAAGUAUUUUUCUCGAAAACAUUCCUUGAGCAUUAUGACGAUAUCUACGCAGAAUUCAUAGACGAUGAUCAUGACAUCGAUAUUUCUGUUGUUAGCCUCACUGUCCAGUUCUUGACAGUUCCCAGUAUAGCGAGGCGUUUGAUUGCCGAAGAUGGUGCCAUGCGAACAGUUUUCACGACACUGAUGAAACAUACUGAUAAAUUUACCAAAGUGUCUGCUUUUGUAUCCGCUCAUUUAUAUCCAGAAGCUCCAAACGAUUUAACUCGUUUUGACUUUGCCAAACACUCAUUUCCUGUCACUGUGAGGAGAGGGAUCCAUAUGAUGCGCGACCUUGCAUUGGAACGAUCAACUACGGGAGCGAUUCUUAGAGGGGGUAUGGAUGAGGUGAAGCGGCUUUCAGUGGAACAUCAGGUGUGGGAAUUGGAGUGGGAGACUGCAUUCAACAUUCAACUUCGCAUACAGGACAGCCUCGGCUACGUUAUAGCUUGGGCAGGAUCCGAUCGUGCAACUCAUCGCGCAUUUUUGCGUCUCUGCCUUGAUUCGCUUCUGCUUCAUCCUCCCUCUUGUCUGGAAGAACCAGCAGGAGCUACUCAUACUGUUGUUGAUGAUGGUCUGUCAUCUGGAAAAAGUCACCAUUUUUUAGUUAAUGGAGAAUCGACAGUUAUUAGUCCAUUUGACGUUCUGCGUGGUGCUGUCUCCAUUCAUCAACCGCUAUGGCGUCUGACUGCAGGGCUAUUCACUGCUGAUAGCGACCUGUUGCAAUUCCUUUUGCUUCCUGACUCCAGUAAUUUUACGGACGAUGAGAAAUAUAUACGCUCUCAGAUGAAAAAAAUGGCAACUAUUUUGUACGAGAUGCCUCUCAGGGCUCUGGUUCUGUGCGCUCAAGCUUCUGCGCAGCUAUGGCGUCGCAAUGGAUUCUCACUGGUAAACCAAAUUCACAACUACUACUCACCCCUUUGCCGCACGGAAAUGUUCGACCGUGAUCUGCUGAUGAUGCAGGUAGGAGCCGCAAUCCGUCCACCAACCGAUUUCCUUCUGCAUGUCAUAUGCCGGUUUCGAUUAGUUCAAUGGGCUGAUCAAUCUGGUGAUGGGGGAUCGAAGCACUCGACUCCGUUCGGGAAAAUGGAACCUGAAGAAACUGGAAAAAUCAUAGUCAUAUUGGCUGAGGAAAUGCUACAUUUACUUAUUAUGAUACUUGGUGAGAGAUACCAUCCUGGUGUAGGCAAGUGCACAUUUACGGAGCAGGUGCAACGUGAAGUUAUCCAUGUGUUGUGUACUGGACCACAACCCUUCAGUCAUAUACAAAAACGGAUGUCCCAUGAUCCGAUGGUGGAGCGCAUAUCCCUGCAUGAAGUAGUCAACAGUGUCGCCAACUUUGUCAAGCCGACAACUACCUCAGCUGGACAAUUUCAUCUGAAGGAGUCGUUACUCACCGAAUACAACCCAUUUUUCUACCACUAUUCGAAGAGCGACUUAUCACAAGCUGAACAAUAUCAACAAAAAAUACGCUCAAAACUCAGUCGGGAGCUACAAGCGUGUCCACCAUCUCUACCUGUUGAAUUUGAGCCAUUCUUCGCUCCUGUUCGAAAUAUAUUGAAGACUCCAUGUCUCGUCAAAAUUCUCAAACUUGUUCUGGACAGAACGGGAAAGCGAAGCCGUUUCUCUAGUGAUCGUCUCUUCCAUAGGGCGCUUUUCCUAAUCGGCAUGGCUCUGCAAGAACAAGCUCGGGAUCCCAAAGGCUUUGUCUUCACGGAGGUUGCAGAGAAGGAAGAAAUUCUACGUUCGCUGGAGUCGCUUUCUGGGUCGGCCGAAGUUGCCACCCAUGCAGACUUACUCUGGUGGACUAUACAGGUAAAACUGAGAGCUGCUCGUCAGUGCUGCUUGAUGUAUUUAUCUUAUAAUGCGUGCUUUCAGAAAUAUAAAGAGGUUCAACGUUUGUCCACAACUGGGCAGAAAACGGAACAGCAUGGAGAAGUAAUAGAUAGUCAGGAAAAUCCUAAUGAUGCAAAGGCAAAACGAGCUGCUCGAGCGGCAAAGAUGCGCGAACAAGCAAUGUUGAAGAUGUCAAAAAUGCAAAAGUCGUUUUUGAAAGUCAUGGAGACAGAGAGUCCAGCUUCAACAGAGCCUCUUGCGAAAGGCGGCGCUCUGUGUGAACUUCGUGGAGAUGACGACGAAGAUUUUGUGAGCAAGCAGCAAGAUCAUGGUUUUCCUGUUUGCUUGGGUCUGCAACGAAGCCGAGUGGAAGAAGUAUUGCCUCGUAAAGUGACCUGCAUACUUUGCCAAGAAGAGGAGACGCUCUCUCCCGAAAAUGGAAAGGCAUUUGUCUGUGCUGCCUACGUUCAGAAAUCUUUGCUAUUUGCGCAACAGGGAGAACCUGAAACUGAAGCUAAGUUGCGGGAUUUGGCGCCGGCUAAUCUCCUCUUUGGCAUUGAUGCUUCAACAUGUUCGCACACAAUGCACUAUGAAUGUUUCCACAGCCUUUCGGAAACUCUUCUGAGUAGAGAACGUCAGCGCCCACGUCAACAGAUGGUUCUCAAUCAGAAAAUGGUCGAUCCAGAGGUGGGUGAGUACUUGUGUCCACUCUGCAAACGUCUUUCCAAUACUGCUAUGCCUUUGUUGCCAGCGUUACAACUAAUGGACAUCGACGGGUCAGUAAAUUCGGCCCUUACUGCGGAGGGGUUCCCUCUACUUUGCCAUAGGAAGUCAACUAUUCUUUUCAGUUUCUCCACAGCGAGCAGCGAUUCACCAGAGACUUUCGAUAGUUGGGUCAGCCGAGUGAAAAGCCUUUUGGAUACUCCCUUGGUUCGACAGACACCUGCACAGAAACCAAAAUCACACAGCAGAAAGAGAUCUCAUUCUGAGCGUUCUCUGUUGGAACUUGCAAAGCAAGGAGACGAGCUCUCAACAAUGCCGCUGGAUAAUUCUUUGUCGACAUCAGUACCGUCUGCAUCUACUAUGUCUCUUUUACUGGGACAGAAAGCUCCUGCUCAGGAGCCGACUUCGCCGCCAUUCGAGACCGCUUCCUCAUCAGACUUCGCGGCAUCACGCCGGGAAAGAAGGAGUGAUAGUUCUGGUGCACGAUUCGGCUUCCUUGGUGGCAUAAUUAAAGGAUUACCAGCUGCUGGAGUAGCUGUGCUGUUGAAGCUUUUGCGAAAAAUCGUGGGUCCGUCGUACGAACGUUAUGAGGAAAUGGUGAAAGUUUUCAGCAGCAUGUUAAUUCACAAGGGACGAAUGCGAGGCGCAGAUGAAAUAAAGGCUCGUGAUACUCACGACGACGUUCACAGCCCACCGGCUGCUUUAGCUGUCUGGAAGAGUGCUGCUCACGUGGCUAGAACAACGGCCGCUGUUUUAGCUUAUGAACGAAAACCUCUUUUUUGUGCAAUAAAUACACGCCAGCGCGACUGCCUCCUGGCAAUGGCACGUCUUUCGGCGGUACUUUCCUUCUGCAUCCAGCUCCUUCCGGACUUCAUCGCUAAUAUGCUACGAGUUCUCCUUUCACCACCUCCGCUAGCAACAACCUCUGGUGCAGCUCCUGUCAGCCCACGAUCACCGGAGUAUCACACUGCUACGAGCCCUGUCCAUAGCUUCACGAAUGCUAGCCCGUUGUCGUCAUCAGCAGAUUCCCCGGCGAAGCUGUUGUCCUCCACGUUUGCGCAACUAUUUUCGAGUAAAAAGGAUGUCAAUGUCAACCUCCUCCAUGUGGACAUGUUGAGUCUCGCUAUCUCGCUGAUGAUGUCAAUUGGAUGGACGUGGCAUGAUGGAGUUCAGUCUUUGAAAACAACACGGCAACUUCGUGAGAUGCUGCCAGAUGGCUCCCAGGAUGAACUGCAUGUUCUGCGUCUCUGCCUUAGUGGACUUUUCUUCCAGGUUUUCGCAACAUUCGAAGACAGUGAGAUGUCGGAGGCAGAUGACAAUGAGAAAGUCGAUGAAAUAUUGGCCACGCGUCUUCAGCUACUGUGGUCAAUCGUUAGACCUUCGGACACUCCUCUCAGUGAUGUCGCGCGUCUUCGAUCGGUAAUUACUUCGUUUUCCGAUUAUAUUUCUGUGAAUUUUAUUUAUUUGCAAUACAUUACUCCAUUACAGACUCUUGUUGAAGCGACACUGUCGUUUUUACGUCCUCUAGCUCUUUUCUAUCACGCUCUAACUCUGGUCAAUCCUCCGGAAGCAUUGAAAGGUGCAACCAAAUUGACUUUACAUGUAUUCAAACCUUCCAGGUGGUCGGCGGCUAUGCCUGCCUUCCCACAAUCAAUUGUUCGUCAGCCCAUUAAGGCAACUCAACUCGUGGACCUUCCUUAUGACUUCAGUGAAGUCAUUCACCUUGCGUCAGCUUUCAAGUGUCCAUCAAUUCCAUUGGAUGAAAAUGCAGCUAACGUACCAACCAUGUGUCUUGUUUGUGGUCAGAUACUUUGCUCUCAAAGCUACUGCUGUCAGAAACAGGUUGGUAAGGAAAGUACAGGGGCGUGUAGAUACCAUAUGUUGCACUGUUCUGGACCCAUGGGUGUUUUUCUGAGCAAUGCUGGAAAUCUUUUUGCGUUCAGGAUUCGAGACUGUGCGAUAGUACUGAUGACAACACGAAAUCGUGGCUGUUUCCGUCCAGCACCUUAUGUCGAUGAAUUCGGAGAAGCUGAUCAAGGAUUCAGACGAGGUAAUCCGCUGCACCUCAAUGAGGAACUCUACCACAAGUUGCGGCAACUUUGGCUUCAACAGGGUAUUGCUGAAGAAGUUGUGAAUCAGUAUGAAAUUGAUCAUCGCAACAUGCAGUACGAUUGGGGUCAUUUCUGA
Molecule: messenger RNA, 5985 nt
Organism: Haemonchus placei
Lineage: Eukaryota; Metazoa; Nematoda; Chromadorea; Rhabditida; Trichostrongylidae
Source: the annotation of a GenBank genome assembly